CCGAUCUGGAUAACAUCAAAAUAUGUAUAUAAAUGCGGCAGUAAGGGAUUCAUGCUACAGAUAUCAGCAAUCUCUACCAAAGAUUGCACCUUUACUUCACCCGCUUAGAGUCAAGGUGAGAAGAGCAGAAAAACAUGUGCCCAAAUGUUCAAGACUAUACCCCAACUCAUCCUACCUUUGCUUGCAAUGGAAAGUCUCGGUUGAAAAGACCAAGACUUCAGGUUUAUAGGCUGUCCAGGAGAAGAUGUGCAGAAAAAGAAGUAGAAGACAUGGAACUUAAAAACCUGAAGCUGUAUCUGAAGAACAAAGGUAUCAUGGAAGAGAACGCAAAGUUAAGGAAAAGAGCUAACCUUCUCUACCUAGAGAAUUUAGGGUUGAUGUCUGAGAUGAAGAAAAAGCUUCUGCAUUCAGGUUCAGGCCAUGUGUCUACACUCUUGAACUCCCCUUUGGAGCCAAUGGCAGAAAAAAUCUUGCACUAAGCAAAAAAAAAAAAAAAA
This is a messenger RNA of Tarenaya hassleriana, 497 nucleotides long. Its product is annotated as protein LITTLE ZIPPER 1-like. Bases 135 to 479 code for a protein of 114 amino acids. Lineage: Eukaryota; Viridiplantae; Streptophyta; Magnoliopsida; Brassicales; Cleomaceae. The transcript is spliced from 2 exons. The record is from RefSeq and is a predicted model, not a curated record.